Molecule: messenger RNA, 1543 nt
Organism: Periophthalmus magnuspinnatus
Lineage: Eukaryota; Metazoa; Chordata; Actinopteri; Gobiiformes; Gobiidae
Gene: thap11
Product: THAP domain containing 11
Exons: 2
Coding region: 167-1015 (282 amino acids)
Biological process (GO): regulation of transcription by RNA polymerase II
Cellular component (GO): nucleoplasm
Molecular function (GO): RNA polymerase II cis-regulatory region sequence-specific DNA binding
Source: RefSeq, a predicted model, not a curated record
ACUGUUUGACCAGAAGGGGGAGCUACCGAACAAAUCUUUGGAUAAGGACUCGCAAAGGAUUGUGGGAUUUUUAGUUCCAAGAGGAGGACGGUACAGCGAGGACAACAAAACCAGACUUUUUCCAGCGAAAAUACAGAUUCACACCUCACUUGGGGUGGAAGUAAAUAUGCCCGGGUUCACCUGCUGUGUGCCUGGCUGCUACAACAACUCGCAUCGAGAUCGGGAGCUGCGCUUCUACACGUUUCCGAAAGACGCUGCGCUCAGAGAGCAGUGGCUGAGGAACAUCUCCAGAGCCGGGGUCAGCGGGUGUUUCAGUACUUUUCAGCCCACUACAGGACACCGGGUGUGCAGUGUACACUUUGCAGGCGGGAGAAAAACCUACACCAUACGAGUCCCGUCGUUAUUUCCCUUGAGAGGCGUGAAUGAGCGGAGGAACAGGCGGGGAAGAGGAAAGAAGGUGUCUGCCCCUGCGCCAGCUCCUGUGCCCACUCCCGCCCCAGCCGCCACCUCCGGGAUUAUUAUUAGUAAUUUGAGUGUACCAGAAGGAACAGAGGGGACUGUUGGUGGUGAGGCCAACAACGAUGAGAUCACUGUUGUCCAGAUUGGUCAAAACGGUGAGUAUUUAGGUACAGCGAGACUUCCCGCUCAAACUGAAGGGACUUGUUAUUCAGCUCCCGUAGACGACGAUACAACAAUUGAUGAAUCAAAGACAGACACGAGGGCAGUAGUUGUCCAACCCACAGUACAGUACGUGAGUGUGACCAGCAGCCCCCUGGACCACUCUUAUUCACUCACCACCGGGACUACAUCAUCAGAGCUGCUGCGUAAACUGAACGAACAACGGGACAUCAUCGCACUGAUGGAGGUCAAGAUGAAGGAGAUGAAAGCCACUAUCCGGCAGCUGCGAGUAACAGAAGCAAAGUUACAGGAGGAGGUCAGAGAAAGGGACAGGCUCCUCGUUGGCCUAGGCAACCCCACAGUUGUAAAUAGCUCCAAUUCCCGGAAGAAAGUUUGACGCUCAGUGACUAAAUAUCUGCAUUAGUGUGUAUUUGCCUGGAGAUGAACAGUAACAAAAACUCACAGCAAAAAGAAACCAGUGAUUCUUUUGAAGUCAUAGACAGCCCUAUUUUGUAUCAAAAUGUGAGCAGUGUUUUUUAUUAUUAAAGGGGCUAUGUGUAGCGUUGGUUUUCAGUGCCAUGGUGUUAAAUACCAGAGCACAUCCAAUAAACUAUUAAUUUUGGAAAAAAAUAAAAUAAAAACUACCAUUUGAGAAAUUUAACACAAAGCUAGUGAAAUUGCAUAUAUAUCAAACCAAACAUGUGUACAUGUAGAUUUUUAAAAGUUUGUCAGGUUGGCCAUGUGCAUUAUGACAGAACAGAAGGGUUGUACAAAAAAUAGUAGUGUACAGCUGAACUGGCAGCUUUCAAAUUUUCCAUUGAAAAUAUACAUCAACUAUGAAUUGUACUUUAGUUUGUGGUUUUGUGAAAUGCUGUUGUUUUCCGGUUUAGAAAAUUAAAGGAAUUGUGAAUAUUCUCGAAACCUG